AUGCAGUCUGGCACGCGGGGUGCGAGACUCCUCUGGGACUUCUCCCUGUGUUUCUUGCUCCGGUGGAACGUGGAACCUUCCUUGAUCAGCUGCAACAAAGCUGUAACUGCAUGUGGCAGAGGGAGCUCAUGGCAGCUUUCUUAUGCCAUCCUGAAUUCAAUCCAUACGCCCCACCGAUCUCUACACCCGGAUGUCGUGUCCUACAACGCUGUCAUCAGCGCCUGUGAGAAAGGAGUGCAGUGGCCUGUCGCCUUGGUUACCUUGGGCCGAAUUGCCAGCGAAGGGCUCCAGCCGACAGUCAUCACAUGUAGCUCUGCGAUUAGCUCCUGCGAGAAGGGUGAUGCCUGGCAGCAGGCAGUCUCCCUUCUACAGGCCAUGGGGGGCCAGCGCGUGCAGGCUGAUGUUUUCACUUACAGUGCGGCGAACACAGCCAGCGGAAAGAUGCAGCACUGGGAAAUGUCAAUGUUCUUCCUUUGUGAUGCAGGAAGAGGAGGGAACCUGCAGCCCAACAUCGUCAUGUACAAUGCUGCAAUGUCUUCCUGCGAAGAAGGGAGCGAGUGGCAUCGUACAUUGAUGGUGGUAGAGGAAGUCUACGUGCAAGGUCUUUGGCCAGACACUGUCACCUACGGGUCCGCGGUGGCUGCUCGUGGAAAGGACGGCGAUUGGGAGAAAAGUUGCGCUCUUCUCGGUCAGCUUCAAGCAGAGCGCUUACGGCUUGACAUUGUGACCUGCAACUCGGCAAUAACUGCAUGUGAGAAUGCAGGGGAGUGGGAGAAGGCACUAGUCCUGCUAGAGGAAAUGGGCCAGAGACGAUUGAAGUGGGAUGUAAUCUCGCUGAGCGCUGCCAUCAGCGCCUGUGAUCAACAAGGUCAGUGGCAGGUUGCUUGCUUUCUUUUCUCGGAAAUGAGGGGAGGCGUAGAACCCAACAUCGUGACCUUCAGUGCCUGCAUCAGUGCUUGCUGCAAGGCCGAAGAGUGGUCAAAGGCUCUUGAGUUGUUGGAUCGCAUGGAUAUGACCCGAUUGCAGCCGAACGUCAUUCCCUGCACCUCCCUCGUCGGGGCCUGUGCCAGGUGCGUUCAGUGGAAGCAGACACUAUACUUACUGAACGAGCACUCAACCCGACGUCUGAUACCGACGGUUUUCAGCUACGGAUCGGCGAUCGGCGCUUGCGAGGAAGCCGGAGAAUGGCAGCAGGCACUCCUGCUUCUGACGAAGGGAUACGGCCUGCAGGCCUUCGAGCUCGCCGAGUUUUGUGUUCGAACGACCCAAAACGCCUCCGGUGACAUUUUGGCUCGAUCGCUGAUCUCCAUGACCAGCCGACAACGAGAAGGCUUCGACACGCAGGUCACGCUGCUGCCAAAGAUCGGGAUUGCCAGCCUCGUGUUGGCGAUCCUUGCAGCAGUCGCCGCCGUGGUGGUUCACUUCGCACCUCAGGAAGAGGAGUUGAUGGUCGAGGUCGAAGAAGCCGCAGAGUCCGAGUGCCCACUGUCCAAAGGCGACUGGUCCCACUGGUCCGAAUGCUCCGCCACCUGCUCGGGCUCCCAACGCCGCGUCCGGACAAGUUGGCGGUGCUGGGAGGUGGUUGAGAACAAGACGGCACAGCGGCCCUGCAACGAAGAGGUCAUUUGCGACUCGCAGGCCUGCGAGCUAGGCGACUGGACCAGCUGGAAAGGCUGCGACGGAGACAUGUCGUGCGGCUGCUUGGCGGUCUGCCAGGGAGCUAGCUCUUCCCGUUUCCGUCGCCUGCUGCUCCCGCCAGGGCCGACGGCUCCCGACUGCCCAAGCCUCGUGGAACGCCGCUCUUGCGAGCGGCGGCGGCCAUGCCCAGAAGAGUGCCAGAAGGUGUUAGGGCAUUGGGCCGAGUGGUCGAGCUGCUCGGCCAUGUGCGACAUCGGUGAGCGAUGGCGGAUCCGGGAAACGCCGCCCGCAACUCCGGCGAUCCUUCAGGCGCGGUGCCGCGCCUUUGCCCAGGAUUUGUCUUACUGCGAGCCGGACGCAGGCAUCUGUCCCUGCGAGCACUUCGCAGGAAGUAAGCCCUGCACCGCGCGGGCGGCUCCUAGCAACAGGAGCAGAACCUCGCAACACGCACUGGUGCAGGAGAUGUUGCUAAAUCUCCACUGCCCACGGGAGCGUCGGCAUCUCAUCAUUGGUGACGAGCGUCGUCGUGACGAGGUGCUGCAGGCGCUUUCCACCAAUGCUGCAGGCAGCCUGGUCCUCUCCAGACACCUGCCCAUCAUGCCAGCGAGCGUCGCUGGCUGGGAGUUGCUCUCCGUGGUCAACGAAAGCCGCAGAAAAGACCUCGUAGCGCGCCUCAAAAGCGCAGACCAGUUCCCGAUCGAGGCCACGUUCGAAGGAGAUGGGGGCGACCUGGAGCGCCUGAGGUCUUGCUUGUCUGCUUGGUUCGCCAGCCACCUUCAUCUGCCUCCUGGCCAGCUGAACUUGACCUCGCCCCAUGUCCCUCAAGACUUCGACCGCAGCCUGCGACUUGGACUGCGUCUGCAUAUCCCAUGCGCAGCUCAACACGCUGAUAGGGAGGAGCCUUCCUGCGGCAGGCUCCACCGAGCCUGGCGUAGAAUCCCGCUGCCCUCCACCGCUGCGCGGCGGUGCAUCCGCCAUGCA
Symbiodinium sp. CCMP2456 is the source of this 2619-nucleotide messenger RNA. NCBI's taxonomy places the organism in Eukaryota, Dinophyceae, Suessiales, Symbiodiniaceae. The record is from the annotation of a GenBank genome assembly.